GAGUGGCGUACAGCGCGCGUGAAGAUGGCGGCUGUUCUGGAGAGAAGCUACAUCGAGAUCUGCGGCUUUGAGAGAGAAACACUUUCACGAUUCAGAGAGAUUACAGUGAAUCUAGCAGGUGUGGGUGUUCACUCAGGUGGUGUGAAGUAUGCAGACAGUGCUGGUGGAUUUUCUUAUGAGGACAGCGGUAAACUACUGUCAGUCACGAGCAACAGAUUUAUACACUGGUCCACUUCAGGUGAUACUGCUCAGUUUGUAGAGCAGUCGCUGGACACUAACCUGCUGAAUAAUGCUGUCCGUCUGCGUAUCCCACAAUGCCUUCUGCUGCCCGGAGGAGUUCAUAUCCAGGAGACUCUUAACAAUGUCAUAAUACUGGUCGUCACAAACCAGUCAGUCCAUCGACUGGUGCUGCCACACCCCACUCGCAUGUACCGCAGUGAUCUGGUCACUGAACUACAGAUGCAGUCCAUAUUUACAGACAUCGGGAAGCUGAAUUUAAAGGGACCGGCUCACAGUUUUGUACUUCCGUUCGCUCAAGGUGCACAGUCAGCAGGUCCAUACACGUCUGCCGCAUGGAUCAGUCAUCAGGGGGAGGCCCUGUAUGCUCUCGCUUCGCCUUCAGGAGGCAUUAUGAUUGUCACCUUACCACCUCAUGAUCAAGAAGGGACCGUUUCUGUCAUGGAGUUGAAACAGAGUUCAGUGAUGCAACGAUUGGCUGGCUGGAUGCCCACCGCUAUCAGGGGGGAUCAGUGCACGUCUGAGCUGGCCAUCAGUCUGGCGUUCCGACAGUUAGAGGACGACACCUUCGUGUUUGCUCUGUGUCAGGACCAUAAGCUCAGGAUGUGGUCAUUUAAGCAUCAGAUGUGUGUGUUGGUGGCUGAUAUGUUGGAGUAUAUGCCUGUGGGUCGUGCCGAGGUGAAGGGUUCUCCAGCUCAGGCUCAUAAAAUCCGGCUGUUCUUCUCCUCCCCCACCGGUCUGUAUCUCGCUGUCUAUCUCGCUGUUCCCAAACGCAGUCAGUUCUGUGUUCUGCAGCUGGUGGCCAAUGAGAACAACCGCUACAGCCUAGAUCACAUAUCCACACUCUUCUCUACACAGGAAACUCUGGUGGAUUUCGUCUUGACUGCAUCUGAUAUAUGGGCUCUUUGGCUUGAUAAUGACAACCAGACUGUGGUGAAGUACAUCAAUUUUGAGCAUAACACCGCAGGCAUGUGGAACCAGGUGUUUGUCCAGCCGUCACCAGAGGAGGAAGUUCACAUCGGUGAAGAUCAGGACCCACGGGAAACGUACCUUGAAGUACUUUUUUCGCCACUACGUUUCACGGCCUCUGCCAUCGUUAAAGCUUUACAGAUCUACAAACGAGGCACUGAUCGUUAUUUGGACUUGUCGUGGGAGGAGCUGAAGAAAGAGGUUACGGUCACAGUGGAGAAUGAGCUUCAAGGCAGCGUGACUGAAUAUGAGUUCUCCCAGGAGGAUUACCGCCUGUUGCAGGUGGAGUUCUGGUCUAAGUUCUACGCCUGCUGUCUGCAGUAUCAGGAGGUUUUGUCCACCCCGCUUGCCCUGCAUGUGAGUCCAGCCACGGCCAUGGUCUGCAUCCUUAAGAAGGGUUUUGUAUCGUUCCUGAUGCCUUGCUUUGCUGUGGAUCAUCUUUACCUGUCCUCAGAUGAAUAUCUGUUCUCUGAAGAGGAGACGCCCAUCGCUGAAGACUCAGAUGUGAGUCGGGACAUUCUGCAGCUCGUUCAGUGUCUGCGGCUGGUGAACGAGGCUCUGCCCGAGGAAAUGGCAUACGAGAUGGAGAAAGCGCUUGAGCAGCUGAUGUCUCCAGAGAGAGCAUCUGAGAAAGUGCUGGAGGGGCUGCUUGCCAAAGACACUGUGAGUGUUAUUGAGGACAUCGCAAACAAACUGCAGGACAUCCGUAACCCCAUCGCUGCGAUCAGUGUGCUUCUCAGAGAACUGGACCUUGAGACCGAUGCAGAAACUGACACCAGACCCACAGCAGGUCAGUCUCUUAGAGUGCGCAUUGGUCUCUCUCAGCUUUACGGCAGUAGUGCGGCCGCCAGUCUGAUCGGUCAAGCUGUGUGCCAGACUGCCAUGACACGAGCGCUACUCUGCAGAGACUUGCUCAUCCUGCUUCAGCUGUAUAUGCGCAUCAGCUAUAAUUUGUUUCUUCCAAGCGGCUCUGAGAUGCUGCAGCUGCAGCAGGAUUUGAUUCCUCGCUGUUCUCACCUGCUCUGCUCGUAUCACCUGCUUAAACAGAUGAGCCUGAUGCUGUCCUCAUCUGUACCGAUUGACAUACUUAAUGCAGAUCUGCAGCAUCUCUCUGUUCUAGAGCUGUCUGAUGCCUCGACUCAUACAGCCAACAGAUCAGUGUUGACUCCUCAGACUGUGGUGGAGUUGUUCUAUCACACUGUGGCUCGUAAAGCCAUCAUGUCUCAGAUCUUCUCACAGCAGAAUGUUGAGGGCAGUCAGACAGCGCUGGACUGGUCGCAGAUGAUCUCUAAUGUCCUCUCACUGCUCUGCCAGUUUCUCUGGCCCAGUAAUUCCAGCUUCCUCUUUCCUGAAUGCCUGAUGGGAAACUGCCAGUAUGCACAACUACAGGAAUAUGUUCGGUUGAUUGGGCCGUGGUGUCAGGUGAAUGUGGGAUCCUGUCGAUUUGUGUUGGGUCAGUGUUAUCUGGCCAAUGGUGAGGGGCAGAAGGCGUUGCAGUGUUUCCAGGAAGCGGCAGCUGAGGUGGAUAAAGAAGAGUUUUUAAUGAAACUCACAGGUUCAGACGAGGAGACUGGCACCACCGCCCCGCGGUUACUCUAUUAUAACAAGGUUCUGCGGUUAUUAGGGGAUAUUGGUUUGCCAGAGCUUGUGAUUCAGUUAGCAACACUGGCCAUAUCUGAAGCGACCGAUGACGAGAGAAGCCAGGCUGCACUGUGGACUCGUAUAUUCAAACAUCAUCUGGAUCUUGGACAUAACAGUCAGGCGUAUGAAGCUCUGACUCAGAACCCUGAUUCCAGCAGGCAGUUGGAUUGUCUCCGGCAGCUGGUGGUGGUUUUGUGUGAGCGCUCUCAGCUCCGAGACCUCGUCCAGUUCUCAUUUGUUAAUUUACAUGAUGAGGUGGUCAGUAUAAUUGAGUCUCGUGCAAGAGCUGUGGAUCUCAUGACUCACAACUACUAUGAGCUGCUGUAUGCUUUUCAUAUCAAUCGCCACAACUACAGGAAAGCUGGUACGGUGAUGUUUGAGUAUGGUAUGCGUCUGGGUCGUGAGGUUCGGACUCUUCGUGGUCUUCAGAAACAGGUGAACUGUUACCUGGCGGCACUGAACUGCCUGCGGCUCGUUCGUCCGGACUACGCAUGGAUCGUCCAGCCUUCAUCCGGAGCAGCGUGUGAACGACCAGGUGCGUCACCCAAAAGGAACUAUGAUGGCGAGUUUGCUGCAAGUCCAGUAAAUCAACAGAUUGACAUUCUGGAAUUGAAAGACUUGGAGAAAGAGUAUGCUCUAGCUCGCAGUCGUCUGAAUUUGGCACAACAGGACCCUCCCUCAGCUGCCAUUGCAGGAGGAGCGUCUGCAGUGGAGAUGGUGACUCUGCUGGUUCAAACAGGACUUUUUGAUAUGGCUGUGACUCUGUGUCAGACCUUUAACUUAUCCCUCACACCUGUCUUUGAGGGACUCACCUUUAAGUGCAUCAGACUGCAGUAUAAAGGUGAUCAGGACCAGACAGAGGCAUGGAACUGGCUCGCAGCCAAUCAGCUGCCGACUAUUAUCUCUACCAAAGAGUCUAGUGCAACCGAUGAAGCCUGGCGUCUUUUAGCUUAUUAUCUGGAGAAUCAUCCAUCACAAAAUGCUCAAUAUCAUCGCUGUGUCAUCAACAAGCUACUGUCACAUGGAGUACCGCUGCCUGAUUGGCUGAUUAAUGCAUACAAGGAGGUUGAUGCUGCAGCGCUCCUGCGUCUGUAUCUGAACUAUGAUCAUCUGGAGUCCGCAGCUGAACUCGUGCUGGAGUUUGUGGAUGCUCUGCUCGGGAAGGGACAUCAAUAUUUUGGCAUAGAGCGUCCGCUCUCAGCUACAGCAUCUCUGGUAUGGUUGCCCUACACAUCUAUCGAUCAGCUGUUAAGAAGUCUUGGUGAAAGUCAAAUCAAUGAAAAGAUGUACAAGAAUGUGAAAGAUAAACUAGCGGAGUAUCACAGACUGGUGGAUCAGAGCAGCAAACACAGACUCAUGGCACGUUAACUGCACCUCAAAACAGAUUUUCAAACAUUUCGUAUGAAUCACAUACAUGAAGUGAAUAUCUCUUGAUGGUAUAUAGAGAGGUUCUCUGCCCCCUACUAAAAUUGUUUCAAAGUGUUGGAUUAGUGAUUUGAUAAUGUUAAAGUUGCUCUUGAUAAAAUAAGAGUGUAUUUUUAUAAUAAUACUGUUUAAACUUUGUAUGUUGUGUUUUUGACAGUGUAAGUUAAUGUAAUAAAAAAAUGUAUCCAAUAAAACAAAUAAAAAGGUU
This is a messenger RNA of Xyrauchen texanus (razorback sucker), 4480 nucleotides long. It is a transcript of the gene nup160, whose product is annotated as nucleoporin 160. Bases 25 to 4215 code for a protein of 1396 amino acids. Gene Ontology annotation, cellular component: nuclear pore. The record is from RefSeq and is a predicted model, not a curated record. NCBI's taxonomy places the organism in Eukaryota, Metazoa, Chordata, Actinopteri, Cypriniformes, Catostomidae. Gene Ontology annotation, molecular function: structural constituent of nuclear pore. The transcript has 35 exons.